Messenger RNA from Pocillopora meandrina, 12220 nucleotides. The record is from the annotation of a GenBank genome assembly. NCBI's taxonomy places the organism in Eukaryota, Metazoa, Cnidaria, Anthozoa, Scleractinia, Pocilloporidae.
AUGGCUUUCAAUAAAUUUAACAUUCCAGCUACAGGGCAGAUGAUUCCAUCGCAAAAUCAAGGUAAGCAAGGCUCUCUCUUUUUGGGGAUCCUGGAUUGAUCAGGUGCUGAUGUAUCGAGACCUAACUCAGUCUUGGCGAAACGUUGUUACAUAAGUUCAUUUUCCAACCUUGCAUUAAGAUUUUUGUAGUAAUACUCGCCCUCAAUGUUUACAUAUAGGCGAUACAUUCUAAGACCCAACUUAUAGACCAUUCCAAAUGUCUCUCUCCCUUCUACGUCGAUGCCCUGUCGUCUCACAGAAAAAUAAAGUGCAAUAACAUGACAAUGAUAAUCCAAGGUAGUCGAUGCGGCAAGGUAACUUUUUGAUUUGACUUGAAGAAGACCUUGUAUACUGUGAUGCAUGGUCAUGCAAACGGUGAGGUUGGUGCUGUGUGUCUGUAUUGUUUGACUAAAGAGAGAGCACAAAAGAUAUAUUCAGUGUUCUUCCUUAUUUUAAGCAUAACAGGUAAAAUAAAUUUUCAAACUGGUAAAGGAAUCCUUCUACCUGUUGAAUUUUUAAGAAUUCCAAGCAAUUUCAAACGGUAAUAAAGAGGUAGUACUGGUGGUAAAUUUUUACUGGUUAUUGUCUGAAAAGGAGAACGCUGUAUAUUGACACAAAUUAAUGUCGCUAGUCAGAGCUUUAUGUUACCAUCUAAUCUCGCCAUUGUCUUUCAAGGUAAUUUCAGUCAAAUACCAGCAUCAUUUCAACAGAUGGGAGGUUUUCAACUCGGACAACAAUAUGGUGUUCAGGGUUUUGGUCCUCAUCAAGGCCAGGUGAGAUAUCAUAAUUGUAAAUAUUUUAAUACCUCCCCAUUAAAUUUAUAUUUGGUAUCAGAAAAACCCAGGAUUGAGAAUAUUAAAUUGUUUAAAAAUCUAGACAAAUUUUGUUCAUUGAGUUUGAGCUUGUAUUUAUCUAGAGGCACACCUCUUGUAUAUUUUAUAAACAGAGUUCUUUAGAUGGCUUUGCCUUCAACACCUGCUGUUGAAGGAUAGGAUUUCGUGUACUUUAAGUCGAUGUGCUUGAUGUACACUCUGUAUCCGUCAGUCUUCCAGUUGAUAAGCUUACUUUUUUUCCAAUCAGUAUACCAGUUGUAAAGUAAUUGAUAUCAGUUUAUAGUGGCUUGUUGAGUAUCAAUAGUUGGUCACUUGUCAUACAUUAGUCAGCCACUAGUCAGUAAAUUGUCCACAACCAUUGAUGGUUGGCCAACAUCUAAAUUGUUUAUCAAUAUCAUGACCAAGACACAAGCUAGCCAUCAGUGGGGUGACUUGGUUUACCAGUGGCUGACUAUUAAUGAUUUUUAGCUGACCAUCAGCCGAUCAUCAUCGGCUCUUAUCAACUAAACUUUUGAUCAUCUACCUGUCAAUAAAUGUUUUACUUAUAGUAUUUGUGAUAUCAAGGAUGUAAAGUUUGAUGUGACCAAGAGAUUUUAUGUGUUGUUCUCAAUUAUUUUUAGAGGUUUGCUGGUCCUCUUCCUGGAUAUCAGACAGGGUUACCCAUGGGAUCUCAAAUGAGUCAACAAAUGGGUCCUCAAAUGAACUCACAUGUGAGGUCUCAAAUGGAACCUCAAAUGAUAAAUGUACCUCAGAGUGGUCUUCAAAUUGGAGGAUUUCCAUCAAAUGUGCAGCUGGGUCACCAGUUUCCAAAGCAGCAACAAAUGAGGAUGGAUCAGCAAAGAAAACAAGCUGAAGAAAAUGCUAAGAAACAAGAGGAGCUAAUCAAGAAAAAGCAAUUUGAGGCUCAACAACGCAAACGUCAGCAGUCUUUCACUGCCAAAAAAUUGUCAAACCCAGAUGCUUUAAACAGCUUGUUUGGUAAAAACAAAAAUAGUGGAAAUUCGUCAAUUGCUGAUUUAAUUGGGCCCCUUGGCAAGGAGUCAGAAUCCAAGUUACAAGCAAAAAAAGCAUCCAGCAUAUGUAAGUAUUGUUAUACUUUUAAAACUCAUUUUUAGUGAAACAAUAUCAAAGAUUUAAUUUGUUAUAACUGUGCCAUAUACUAUCCAUGUUAAUAGUUUCCCGGCCUGGUGGCAGUGCCACAAGUCAGUCUUCAAAUCCCACUCAAGGCCAGUGGGGUUCAGGAUUUAUGACUUCAGGACAUUUGAAUCCCCAAGCGGGUCUGGUAAGCGGAGUGACAUCUAAUAAGCAACCUGAUGACAUGGAUGACUUUGGGGACUUUUCACAAGGACCAUCUUUUCCAGCCCAAAGUGGUGGUGGUGGUGAUGCAGAUUUCAGUGACUUUCAGGGGGCAGCUCAAGUAAUGGCACAGGGUGGAGGUUUGUUAUUUAUUACUGUUUGAAUUUUUUAUUUUAUUUUAUUCACUUUAAUUUUUUUUUGCUUUUUUCUCAUAUAUCAUUGUUAAAUUUCUUGUUAACUCUUUAAUUCCCAAGAUCUGAUUAAUUCUCCCCUCUAGCCGCUACACAUUUCCUCAUAAAUAAGUUACAUGAAUGUGGUGUUAGAUCAAGAUAACAAUUUCUACCUGAUGAGUUUGUAUGUUCUCAUAACCUGUUUGCUGGAUAGUGUUUAGAUAUUAUAGGAAGAAGUUACAUGUUAAUCUCUUCUGGGAGUUAAAUGAUUAAAUAACUUUAUGUCUUGUAAAUAGAAUAAGAAAGGUGGUAAGUUUUUUUGAUGUGAACUUUGUAAUGGGCCUUGCUUGCCACAGAGUAUGGCUCAGUGGUGGAGCAUCAGAGCAUGGAAUCCAAAGGUCUGAAGUUUGAUCCUUGUCCCAAUUUUUUUUGUCCCAUGCUUGUGACAAGACUUAAAAAAAACUCUGUCACUAACUUUAUUUUGUAUCUACCUUUAUUUAAAAGUGUGAGGUCAAGGAUUUGAUUGUUCUUUAUUAUGUUGCGGUAAAAAGUUUUACUGAUGAAAUUUAUUUUAUUUGUGACAUGAUACAUAACAUUAGUAUUUCCUUCUUAAAAGGGAAGCAUGCUCCAGAAACUAUACAAUGUAUAAUUGGAUAACUGUUAGCAUUUUUGGACUCUAAUGAGAAACCUUAUCUUUCAAUAUGGUCUUAAAAUGUUUUAGAAAUUCAACUAGGGUUGCUUCCUUUUUUAAUUGCUCAGCAACCUGUUCACUUUUCUGUGUCCCGGCAAAGUCUCACCUCUCUUCUCUCAGUCCUGUUUCCUCUGAAAAACAUGAAUUUGUAAUCCCAGACAAGGCUCACAACCAGAAUUAAUAACCUUGUUUCCAACUCACUAAACCUACAGGUAGUUCCUUUCAUGCUAUGGGUUCAGGUGCACCAGCCUCUCCUAAUGUUGGUGGCAACAUGAAUGUGUUUUCUCAAACUCAGUUAUUCCAUGGUACUAUUGGAGAACCAUCCAGGAACAUUUUUGCCACCAGUUCUGCAAAUCAAAUUCAGCACAACAGUUUUCCACCUGCACAAAAUAUGUCAGCAACUUUAUCUUUGCAUGGAGUGCAAACAACAGGUGUCUGUGCUCCAACUGCAACCUCAUGGGUUGGACCUUCUGAUGUUGCUCAAGGGAGCCAGGUGCCUCUUUUUGUGGGAGAUUCCAGUCACAGAAGCAGAAGCAUACACAGUGUAUCUACCCAAGGAGGUCAUAUAACCCAGCUUGUGGGGACUAGUGCAUCAGAGAUGGUUUCUGAUGUUGCCAAGAAUACACCAAGUGGAGGAACAAUGCCACUAACAGACACACAUCAUAAGCAAAUUGGCAUUGGAAAUCAGCAAGGAACAACCUUCCCAUUAAGCAAAUUAGCCCCAGAUAAUGUUUAUCCAUCACCUACUAUUGGCCAUUAUGGAGGUGAAACUGGUGGAGAGUCUAACUUGCAACAACAUUCAACAGAAUCUACCCAGGAAACAGGUCAGAAUGUAAGCUCUCUUACAGAGCUAAAAAUAUGAUGCUAUUAUCCUAGAAUAAUGAAAUUCUAUUAUCAGGGUGUAGUCCCAACACAAUUUUGUCAUUCAUGAAGGGUAACCAUAGAACCGAGGAAAUGAUAUGGACCUGAAAGAGAAUGUUGUCACUGACAAUUUUGGAAAGUAGUCUCGUAUUAGAUAAUGAUGUAUUGUUCAGUAAUAUUUUCAAACAUAAUUCUCUAAAAGCAAGGUAUUCAACAUUUUCAAUCAAGCCACAAAGUUGACAAACUUAGUAGAUCAUUAGCACUAUUAUGACUAGGGAGGUCUUGAAACUUAAAAAAAAUGCUGUUUCAAGUAUUUUCAAGUGAUGUUUUAUUUUUAUGUAUCUUUCAGAUACUGAAGCUGAAGACACAACUGAAAGGAAACUAGAGCUGUUGUAUGGUGUAAGUCUUCCUGAGUGGUGUGUUCAUGGUACAGACCUUCCAGGAAUUUAUAAAGAGAUAGCAGAGAGAACAAGCAAUCCAUGUGAUGAUCUUAUUGACACUAGUGGUUUGUUUCCCAUCCUCAUGGCUUCUGAUCUUCCUCGUGACCAGCUUGGUCAUAUUUGGAACCAGGCUAAUAGAGCAGUUCCAGGUCAGCUUAACAUGUUGGAACUGAGAAUUGUGUUAGGAUUGGUUGCUCUGGGUCAGGUAGAUGUUCAUUUAUUUUCAGUGUCAUUACAUAAUUAACUCUUUGUUCUCCUACAUAUGUAUUAGAUACAUGUGGAUUGGCAUAGAUAGUUUACAGAUAUUUGAAAUUUCCUAUAUAUCUGUCAAAUAUUUGCAAACAUCUUUGCAGAUAUUCUGCAGGUAUGAAUUAAAAACCAUUACAGAGAAUAUGCAGUACUGCAACAGAUAUGUGACAGAUAGGUUUAUUUGUAGCUGUCUGUUUGGCAUAGUAAAAUCAUUCAGAGGGGUAAGGGUGUGACUAAAUUAUGUCAAAGUUUCAACUGUUUUACAAAUUGAAAUAAGUUUAUAAGUUUUAUCCAAUGGGAUUUCUUCUCUAUUUACUUUGUUUGAUUGGGUAUGAGCAGAUUGUCAGGAAAACCUUUCAUAAGUGUGGUUAGGUUUUAUCAGCUAUCAUUGUCUUUUAGAUGUUAAAUGGUUGUGCAACAGUCAUGUGUGGCCCUAGAGUUUGCAGAGUUUGCAGAGUUUUCAUGACACACUGAUGUCAUAUUUCACAUUCUUUGCUCACAUAAUGUAUCACUUACAUAACAGUACAUUAGCUUGCAAUGCCAAACAUAAUCUGCUUACAGUUCAAUAUAUUGUCUACCAGCAAACAUCAGUAAUAGUGUGUUAUACUUCAUUUACCAUUAACAAUCAUGAUUCUCAGACUGUCUGAAUUUGCCCACUUACUUAGUCUUCAGUUGAAUCAAGCAAUCAACUCCACACUCUAUAUCAGGCCGAGCAUUUAUCUACCCAAAUGUGUUGGGUCACUUAAUUUGCAUUACUUUACUUUACCUGCACAAUACAUUACCUGACCUAUGUCAAUGUGGCCAAAACAUAGGAAAUGAGUAAAAGACUGGUUAGCACUUCUAUUGUUGUUAUAGUGUAUUACCUUUUUACAUUAUUACUUUUUUUAUCUUGGUAUCCUUUGUGAAAAAUUAUAGGCUGGUUUAAAAACAGAACGGCUUACUCUUGAGAAGUUGGGAACUUGUAAGGCUGCUCCUAUUCCAUCCAUUCCUGAGGAUGUGUUGCAGGUACAGGUGUAUGUCUUACUGCAUUGUGUGUACUAGUUAAACAUUAUCACAAUCAGGUGGUAUGUUUUUAAUUCAAAUAGCAGUUGACAGGAAUAGUCAGUUAGACCAAACUGAGUUCUCAAAUUCACAACUUACAGCUUUUUGCUGGUGAUAUUGUGGAAAGACUUUGUAAUUUUAUAUUAGUCUGAAAUAGCAGGACAAUGAGUUAUGUGAAACAGUUUAACAAGUUUAUUUCAUUUUAUUACAUCUACUAGAAUAAAGGGCGAGGCUGGAGUUUCUCAGAGUCGUUACAUGAAGAGUCCAAAGAUAGGGGAUCUUUAGAGGAAAAUGUAUCAAUGGGACAUCUUAGUGGUGCCUCCAGCAAUCAGACCAUUGACCCAAAUGACAGGUAUAGUGUAUUUAGGGCUGUUUCUCAACCUGAUGUGAGCAACAUUGCAGCAUCACCUUCAGUGGAGUCCAACGAAAGAUUUGGGGUAUUUCAAUCCUCUGAACAACCUGCUGUUAAUGCUCAGCUACAAAGUGGCGGAGUACCUCUAUUUCAAGCUGGUUUUGGGUGGAACAAAAAAGAAGAUGGCAAUACUAAUGAACACUUUCCUAAGGUAAUUUAGUAUUAUCAACUGAGUUGAUAACUUAAAUUGGCCACCAUAAAGAGUUAAAAGCUGAUGUUUUGAGCAUUAGCCCUUUGUCAGAGUGAUGGUAGGUAACUGUGGGUUGUGUGAGUGUUUAUAUGCAGAAAAUGGAGCUAUGCUAUAGAUGAAAAUAUGGUGACAAGCAAACAAGAGUAUAUUGGUUUAAUGAAAAGUACUUGUUGAUACCAUGGGGACUAAGAGUGCCAAUUUGAAAUAUAUUAAAUUUUUGCUCUAGAGUUGUAUGGCUUUCCAAACUGCCAAGAUGUUGGAAAAGGCCACAAACUGCCAUAUGCUGCUUAGAAUCAUUAGAUUGUCUAGCAACUGGUUUAGAUGCAUCCAUGUUAUUUCUUUCUAUGUCGCAAAGGUGUUCUUGGAAUUGGUCACCUUAAGUCGUCUUCCUGUUUCACCAAUGUAUAACUUUUUGCAAUAAGUACAAGUUAUGCAGUGGACAAUAUUGGUGAAGGUACACGUGAACUGAUCAGUGAUCUUAAUGGAUCUCUUGGGUCCUGACAUUUUCUCUACAUUAUGAAUGAAAAUUCAAGUUUUGCAUUGUGCAUUUCAAAGUUCCUCAUUGGUCAUUAAUGUGAAAUAAAAAAAGUUGCUUAAUAUGUUGUUGUGAUGUUUGAAUGAAAUUGGUGGAGACUGCAAAAAGAUAGUACUAGUCUCUGAAUCAUUUUGAAUUAAUUUAAAGUUUUUAAAAAUGAUAGAUUUAACUGUGUGGUUGUAAGGGUGAAAUGUCUGAGUGAAUGGAAUGUAAUCAAUAAUUCCCUUCUCAACCAUUUGUAGUGCAAUUUGUUGAGUGUGGUGGUGGCCUGCUUGAACAACAGAGACAGAAUAGCCAUGUUUUGUGAAAACUGGCACAUUGCCUCUGAUUUUUCCUAAGGAAGCUGAUAAACCUUCAUGGUACUUUCUUUGGAAAUAACAAGCAUAUCCCAUAUCCCAUACCUUUAACCUUAGGUGUGAUCAACCAAACCAUGUUUGAACAUGUGUUCCUCUUUCAAUUUCAUCCAUAGGAGGAUGAGUUUGGUGAUUUCCAAGGCCAGACUUACCAGAAUAAAAGUCUACAACAGGAUGACUUGGGAAAUUUCAAGAGCAAGGCAACUUUAUUUAGCAUGACAACUGAGGUGAACAAAAACUCCAGCCAAAUAAAAGAUAAUGAUUUUGGUAGUUUCCAGACAGGAAGUAGUCAGACAAGUCUAGGUUUCAAUGAUCCUCCUAUGCUUACUUCAAAGUCCUUAGAGGAGGAUUUUGGUGAGUUCCAGACUGGGAAGCAAUCUGAGACUUUUCAUGCUGCUCCUUUGCAAGAGUCAAAAAAACAAGACCAGCUGCAAACCACUGUACAAGAAUUUGAAAAUUUCAAAGGGAGUGGAAACCUUGACAACAAGAUUAAGACAUGUGAAGUAAAGGAAGUUGAAUUACCUCCCAGAGCAGCUCUCAGUAACUCUUCUGAGUUUGCAAUAAGCAAUGGUGACAACAACCUGGUGGGAAUGGAUGACUUUGGUAACUUUCAGCAUAGUCCAGGACCGAUUUCUAACAAAAUUGGUGUAAGUUCUAGUUCUCAUGGUACUGAAAAGCUUGCUUCAGCCCUGGAAAAGUUUAAACUCUCCAGUCAUUCUCCGCCAUCUGGUUUUGGAGGUGUUGAAAGUCAAAGCUUGCCAAGAUUUGAAGAUGGAGGAAGAAAAUUAACUGAAAGAAAAGAACAGGUUGAUAAUACCAAGCAGGAGUCCAAAGGAAACCAGAGCAGCUUUGUAGGUUUUCCAAUGUUGGUCAGUGACCCUCCUCAAACCACUUGUUUGACUAAGAAAACUGAGGACAGAUAUGGUGCCAUUAGAGAUGCUGAUUUUAGCUCUGGAGAUGGAAUUUUCAAUGUUCAGCAGACAGCAGUGAUGGAAGGUGCAUUGGAUGAUGAUGGAUUUGCUGAUUUUGGAGGCUUUGAGGUAGCUGACCAAUUUAAGUCUGGGAACAACAAUGACUUUGGGGAAUUUAAAUCUACAGAUGCUUUACAGAGUCAGUCCUUUGGUGUGUUUGGAAAUGCUCAACUGGAUCCACAGCCUACAACAGCUUCUGUUGAAAAUCAUAAUAAUGAUUUUGGUAGUUUUAACUCAUUUGGCAAGACAAAUCUGGCUAAACCUGCACCUGGAAAAGAUGAUCAUGAUGAAUUUGGGGCAUUUGGGUCAUUUGUUACAGGUCCAUCAAAUGUUAGCAGCAGCAGACCACGUUCCUCUUCUAAUAGUGACUCACUCAUUAACUCAGUGUCAUUGGAGCCUUCAGAACGUUACAAGGUCCUUUCACAUGAUUCUGGGGUAUGUUACAUAGAUUUUUCUUUGUUGUUUUGAAAUCAGCUGAUUGUUAAGUACUUUCUUCAGUAUAGUUAAAUAAUUUUUUUUGGUUGUUCAGUUGAGUGUCUUUUUCUCUGACAUGGCAAGGAGAGGUCUCAAUUUCCUUUAGACAUCUUUGAUUUGUUUGUUUUAACCAUAACACUUGAAGGUGGGUCUUGAGCUGGUAAACUGAGUUGUUCUGAGCACAUCAUGACUAUUUUUUUCACUUUUAAAUGGUACCAAAGAGGUAUCAACUUUAAUCCUCUGCUUUCUCUUGUCAUUUGAGGCUGAAGAGAUGCAUUUGUAUGUAAAAGUCAAUAAUAAGUAUGCCAAGAUACAUUCAAAACAUCUGAUUUUCAUCUCUAGCUGAAAAUAUGAUAAAUUAGUUUAUUGGCAUAGUGAUUGUUUAAGGCUAAGGGAAAAUUGAUGGAUAAUUUUUGUUCAGGAUGUGGAUCAACAUGCAAAUACAUGGAGCCGUUGUCUUAACAGCUGCCUUUUAACAUUGGCAACUGCUACAUUGUCAAUUCAGAAAAUGGUUGAGCAAUCUGUGAAGGAGGAGGUCCUGGGGUCCAAAGAAGGAGCCACAUAUUUUUCAGGUAUUUUUGGUGGUGUAACUUUGGAUGGUGGAGAAGAUAUGGGUAAAAAUAUUUUUGGCAAAGGAUAUGUGUUUAUCAAGUGGUAUACAUGAAGUGCAAACUUGAUUGGAGAAAGAAAGGAGGUAGAGGGACUUGAAAUGAGUGAAGAUAGCAGAUUUUGUAGCAUAAUUAUUUUCAAACAUUAUCAAAUCUCAUGUAGAUUCAAAGAAAGUAGUUCGUGUUUCAAGCUUGAGUAGAACUAUUCAAACUUGUAGGACUUAUUAGAGAAACAUAAUUGUGUUGAUAACAGAUUGCUUAAAUCUGAUAGGUUCCUAGCAACCCUUAUUUGCAGGUUAAUGAGCUGUUGCAGGACCAGCUGACUUUCUGAUUUGGCCCGUUCAAUUACAAACAAGUUGUGGACAGUUCAACAACCAAUUACUAUUAAAGAGUAAAUGUUACCACCAAUUUAGAUGUAACAACCCAGUCAGUGCCAACCAAUUAAAAUUAAGAACAAAUCAUGAGUGACAGCAGUCUUAUGCUUUAGCUAGAAACAAAAAUGAUUCAAAUAAUGAUGUGUUGCUGAGAAAAAUGGGAAAAAUUUUCAAUUGCAAAAGUGUACAAUGUGAGAAAUGUAAUUUUAAAUGGAUGUUAUUAGGAUCGUAUGGUCAAUAAAUUUGUUGUUGACACAAUGAGUAAUGCAACUUCAUGUGUACAUUUCAAGGGUACCUAUGCAAAUAAUUGUAAAUCAGUCUCAAGCUCCUUGUUCAGCCAGUUUGAGGUUACUAGCUCAAUUACUCUUCGAAUUGUCCAAUCAGUCCUUUUUGGCCAGUCAGUCCUUUUCCACUUAUUAGUAAUUGAAGAUACAGCAUUUCUCACUAGUGAUGUUUUGUUACUCUUGUAGCCAUAGUUGAAAUUUACAGAGUUACACUAAGGAUAAAUGCAUCAGUAACCAAAUCAGGUAGCUCUUUUGACUUUCUUCAGAUCUUUGUAAGAAUUAUUAUGCUUGUUUAGUAUAAAAAAAGAGAUUUGUGUAUAUGAAAAUAAAAUGAAAACAGGAAAAUGAUAAGUAAAAUGAAAUUAUGAGGAUUAAUAUAAGUCCAGACAACUUUGUGAUAAGGAUGUUAUGUAUGAAAUACUACUGAAACAGAAGUUUACCAUGUUAUGUUUAGAGUGGUGAAAUGAGAUUGCUAGAAAUUAACAGUGCUUGUUGAGGCAACUUCUCAUGAAUGUGGAAACAAAGUGUCAGUUAAAGCUGCAAUUAAUAUCUGAGGAGGAAUUAGUUAUUGGUAGAAGUUAUUAAGUUGUGACAAUGGGGCAUUGUUUGAUACUUAUUUUUCUUUUCUCAAACAAGUUGCUGUUCACUGAAUAUUUAAUGCCUUGUCUUUCCACAGCACCAAAUAACACAAAGCUGAAAGAUAUCCACCAGGAGAUUGAGAGCACAUGGAAAAACAUUGCAAACUUCCUUUCUGGUUCCACCCUUUCAGUAAGCAGCUUUUUUUUAGUAGUUAUUGGCAAACUUUGUAUCCAUAAACAAAUGCUUAAGAGUGGAUUUUAUACUACAACAAAACUUUUUAAAAUUUCACUAGCUGCACAACUAAAAUUAAUUAGGGCUAACUAAACAUGCUGGCCACAGAGAAACAAAAGGGGGUCCAAAUUGUUAAUUAUAAAUAUUAAUACAGCCAGAACCUCAUGACACAGCCCUGUAACCACCUAUGGUUCUGUUACCAACCAUUGUUCUACUUUCCAGCUUAAAAAUUUUAUUUGACAGCAUUAUUUACCCUAGUCAUCAUUGUCAUUAGGUCCAUAAAUGGCAUUCUGAUGACCAAGCGCAAGCUGAUUUUGAGCUAAAUAAGCUAUAUAUGUUAGGCAGACAGUUAUGUAGGUAACCAGAAGGGUUAUCCAUGGUAUCUAGACAAUUACCUAGGUUAACCAGAUGGCUCUUUAUGGGAACCAGACAGUUAUUGUUAGUAACCAGACAAAUAUAGUGUAUUGGCAACCAAAACAGUCAUCUUGGGUAACCAGAGAGUUAUCCAUGAAAACCAGACAGUUAUAUCAGGUGAAGAGACAGUAAUAUCAUAUUUGGUAACAAGAAAUAUAUCUUGGUAACCAGACAGUUCCAUUAGUAACCUGGCUGUUAACCAUGGUAACCACACAUUUAUCAAAGAUAACCAAACAGUCAUCUCAGGUAACUAAAAUGUUAUCUAUGGUAACCAGAUAUUUAUCUCAGGUAACCAGAUAGUUAUCUCAGGUAACCAGAUAGUUAUCUAAGGUAAUGGAACAGUUAUCUUUGGUAGUCAGACAGUUGGGGAUGGUAACUAGAAUGGCUUACAUGACUAGUUAGCUCAUGGAUACUACAGAUUUGAAGACAUACUUAGUUCUCUAUCAAAUCUCAUUUUAUUAUUAGUUAUGACAUUAAGCCUCUCUUUGCAUUCAUUAUCUAACAAUGUUUUACUUGUUUUCUGUAAUGAUAGCCACCAAGGAGUAGUUUAGAUUUCUCAACCCAUCAUGUCUCAGUUAGUGAAGAUGGACGUUCAGCUUGUGGAAUUUGUCUUUUGAAUGUUGACAAGGGUUCACAAGAUUCAUCCAAACACAGUGAUGGGAAACUCACAUAUGGAGGCAGACAGUACCAUUGCACAUGUGCAAACUUUUGGUGUAAUAGAGUGGAUUCUGUUCUUCCUGCUCUGUUGCCAAUUAACAGUUUAAUAUAACCAGUUGUUUUUACUGGCCAUGAAUGACAUCAAUGUCCAGCAUCAAUACACAAUCUUGAUACUGUAAUGUUACAGCUAUAGACUUGAAAAAUACAUUGUAAGAAUUAGAAAGUAAAAUAAAUUUCUGCAAAAGUGCACAAACCUUCAAAAGUUAACCCAACAAUCCAUCUGUUGGGAAGAAUAACUGCUUGUAAUUUAAGAACAUUCAGGUUUAAAGUAAAAAAUGGUAGAAGGCUAACUGACAAAUUAAACAGAAUGGAAUAGUAAAACAUGUAUUUUAGAUAAAUAAGGUUGAUGAAGAAUACUAAAGUAUCAUCCAUCAGUAUUUUAAUCAUAAUUUAUUGGAAAGAUAUAGUGAAUAUACUUGUUAGGUUGUGAGGUUUUGGUAACUAGAAUUCCAAUCCAG